Molecule: messenger RNA, 936 nt
Organism: Entamoeba dispar SAW760
Lineage: Eukaryota; Evosea; Mastigamoebida; Endamoebidae
Product: cysteine proteinase 3 precursor, putative
Exons: 1
Coding region: 1-936 (311 amino acids)
Biological process (GO): immune response
Cellular component (GO): lysosome
Molecular function (GO): cysteine-type endopeptidase activity
Source: RefSeq, a predicted model, not a curated record
AUGUUUGGUUUACUUUUAUUUGUAGCUGCUGCUACAGCCAUUGACUUCAAGAGUUGGGCUGCUAAAAACAAUAAACACUUCACUGCUGUUGAAGCACUCAGAAGAAGAGCUAUCUUCAAUAUGAAUGCUAAAUUUGUUGCUAAAUUCAAUAAGGCAAAUUCAUUUGAAUUAUCUGUUGAUGGACCAUUUGCUGCUAUGACAAAUGAAGAAUAUAAUCAUUUAUUAAGAGUACAUGAAACUGAAGCAGCUGCUGACUCAGUUUAUGAUAACACUAUUAUUACUGCUAGUUCUAAAGAUUGGAGAGCUGAAGGUAAAGUCACUCCAGUUAGAGAUCAAGGAAAUUGUGGAUCAUGUUAUUCAUUCUCAUCACUUGCUGUCCUUGAAUCAAGAUUAUUAAUUGCUGGAAGCAAAUACAACCAAAACAAUCUUGAUCUUUCAGAACAACAAAUUGUUGACUGUAGUACUGCUAAUAAUGGAUGUAAUGGAGGAUCUCUCUCUGCUACUUAUCUUUAUGUUAAAAAUAAUGGUGUUACUGAUGAAGCUUCAUACCCAUACACAGCUACUAAGGGAACUUGCAAAGCUUUCACUCCAAAAGUUAAAACUACUGGUUUAACUCAUGUCACUCCAAAUGAAGAUGCUUUGACUUCAGCUCUUGAACAAGGACCAGUUGCUGUUUGUAUUGAUGCUGGUAAAGCUUCAUUCCAAUUAUAUAAAUCUGGAGUUUAUGAUGAACCAAAAUGUAGUAAAACUGUUAACCAUGGUGUCGCCGCUGUUGGAUAUGGUACUCAAGAUGGUAAAGACUAUUAUAUUGUUAAGAACUCAUGGGGAACUUCAUGGGGAGACAAAGGUUAUAUUUUAAUGUCAAGAAAUAAGAACAACCAAUGUGCUAUUGCUUCAGUUGCUUAUUUCCCAAAUGGUGCUCAUGACGCUAACUAA